ACGGGAGCGACACGGCCAGUCGAGACGGAAACCACGAAAGUGGAAGAGCGAAAGGAGGAAGUAGACGAGUCACGUUAUCGGGAUAGCUUUAUCGCGGCAUCUGAAGGUGAAGGGUUCUGGACCGAUGGCGCCUACACCACUUCGCCCAGCCCUCCACCGGUGCCGAGACAUCGAUUCCUUGAGGAGCACGUUACAAGAGAGGAAUUAGACAUCGGGAAAGCGGCUACUGCCCCAGAAUUCAUACGGCCACUGCAUAAGGAGUAUACAGUGGAUGAAGGUGGCACAAUAGUUCUCGAGACGGUGCUGGUGGGAAGUCCUCGGCCGAAGGUCAAAUUCCUUUUCAAUGAGAAAGAAGUCAGAAAGGAAUCGACGUUCUGUGAAAUUUUGAGCAUAAACGAUACCUACUCUUUCGUCAUCGACAAGGCACGGCUCGAGCAUGCUGGUUUCUACAAAAUCACUGCUGAGAACAGUAAAGGCUCCACGGAGACAUUGACCAUGUUGCACGUUCGUCCCAAGGCCUUGAUCAAACACCCACAGAAGAACGGCUACUUGGCUUCAACGGCGCAAAAGAUCACUGAAUACAAGCCGCCUUCGGAGCACACGACGGUGACGGAAGAAUUCGCCAUGUUCGAGUAUGAACAACGGCGGCCACAAAAGCAUGAGACAACACGGCUAGUCACUCCUCCACCAGCGAAACGUUUCCAACAAGCACAUCGGCAAGAGGAGGAAAUGCUACAACGAUACGACAUUGAGCAGCAGCAGAAAACGGCCGGCCAUCCUCCUCACUUCACUCAAACGCUUGUUUCUGCUGUCGCAGCUGAUGGGGAUACAGCUAGGUUUGAGGGUAUCGUUACAGGUUGGCCCGCUCCUACCGUGGAAUGGACCAAAGAUGGUAUUCCGAUCACGAGAUCAUCGCUUCCAGAUCUCGAUAUCAGUAACAUUGGAGGCCGGGUCUCGUUGCUUUUCAAGAAGUGUACCACUUUGCAUAGUGGAAAGUACAUGUGUACAGCAAGGAAUACGAGUGGCGUAGCGACGAGUAGCGCUCAACUAGUAAUUAGACCAAGGACUAUUGCACCCGACUUUAUUCAACGGCUGAUUAGUGAAGAAGUCGUUGAAGGAGAGCGACUGAAGUGGACCGUCACUUGGAUGCGAGACGGCAUUGAAAUACCGGACUGUGAAGAAGUUCGAAUACUCGAUGAAGGCAAUGGUGUGCACUCUUUGGUGAUUGUGAGAACGGAAAUGGCUGACAGUGGGCAGUUCACUUGUUUGGCAGAGAAUGUGGCAGGAGAGGCUCGAAGUACGGCCGAUCUGGUUGUAAGACCUCCAGGAAGUGGUCCGGGCAGUUAUUUCCAUAUAACUAAAGUCACUCAAGAAAAACAGGUCGAAGGAGAGCAACCAGUACGAAACACUGCCUUCACCAUUGAGAAUCCACCGAUACAAAGUGCAAUGUUAUAA
Molecule: messenger RNA, 1455 nt
Organism: Haemonchus placei
Lineage: Eukaryota; Metazoa; Nematoda; Chromadorea; Rhabditida; Trichostrongylidae
Source: the annotation of a GenBank genome assembly